CCAUUUGAAACAUACUUUAUUAUAAUUAAUAAUGCUGAACAUAUAAUAGUUUAAGUACCACAGUACUUAAUCUAAAUAUCAUGAUUUCAGCAAGAGACUUUAUUAUCUCCACUAUCGAACUCUACUUUGAUGGGACAAGGCUUAAGCUUGAUGAAGAAUCAGAAAAUGCUUUGUCGGAAUUCAUUUACAAUUCACAAACAUUAUUAAUUCAAGGCUAUGUGCAUAACGAUAGUUUGAGAUUGUCGAUGAAGUUACAAAAUGUGAAGAGAUCAAUUGUAUUUUAUAAGAUUGAAAGAAAGGAAUUGACUCAGGGAAAUUCAGCUCAGGAUAUAAACAUAUUAACAUUUUCAAAUAACACUGCUGAAAUACUGUUUUACGUAUCAAGAUUAAUUUUCACACCCCUCAUAUCAGAGGGAAACGAUUUGUAUUCAAGUAAACUUCAGAAGUGUCUUUUGGAAUUGGAAUCUGUCCUACGUGUUGUUAAUUAUGGGAAGGAGAAAGGAAAUGUCAACGCAAUAUUUACUAUAGAAGAUGAAUUUGAAUAUUGGAAAGCUGUAAUGGAAAAAAAAGAUGCCAGUAAAAAAGAGAGAGAAAUGUCCUCAACAUUUUUUGAACAAUUUCAAUACAUUAUUGAAGAACUAAGAUCUAUGCAAUCAAACGUAAUGAUUGACGCCAGAGAGGCCGCUGAAAAUAUUGGUGGCAUACUAGACGACAUCUGGCGGACAACUACAGCACCUUAUCCGAUCGAGAGAAUGGUCCAUGUUAUGGAUGUAAUUGGACACACAAUAUGCACAAUAAUCGAGACUAAUUUGGUCGCACUCGAUUUAUGGAGGGUUCAUGAUGAUAUUCGAGAAGUAGAAAUGCUGGUAUCAAUUUCGGAUUGCUUACAAGUGGUAGAAACAUGGACCGGUGCUUGUAGAGCUCUCACAGAGACGUACUGGCCGAACUACGCGCUGCACCCUUGGAACGCAAAGACUUACAUACCGCAGUUUUGUGUCAAUUUCCAAAUGAGACUUAAAGAGGUGUAUGAAAUUAAAUCUGUGUACAGUCAACUUAAUAAGUUACUUUCGAGCAAUGAAAAAAAUGAUCUACGGGUAAACCAACUGCUUUCACCGUUUCAAAGUGUCAACGUAUGGUCGUGCAACGGCCCUAACCCUGCAUGGCAAGCGGCCGUUUCUUUAUUCUCCACGAGUUUACGGCAAGUUGAAGUUAAAGUGGCUGAAAAACUGAAGCCAAGACUUCACAAUACGUCCACUAAACAAAUGUUGUAUGAAUUUCUGAGAUAUGAAGCUUUAAUAGAACGACCUUACGUGAAACAGACUUUGAAUAAUGAGCUGGAAAUAUUUGCAACGUCACUAGUAGCGAUGUUGAAAGAUAUAAAAAAUCAGAUUGAUUCUGAUGAAACGGAUGUUAAAAUGUAUCAGCCGCCGGAAAUGUCGCCGUUAGUACACCGAGUGCAGUGGGCGAAGCAAAUGGAAGCUAAGGUAAAAGAAAUCAAAAUAUGUGCUGACAAACAUUUGAGCGAAUUCUCCGGUUGUUCAGAGUUGACAAACUUGGCCACACAAUUGUUAAAAGAUCUAAAAGAAAUGUAUAUUCAGCUACAUGAAGAAUGGUGCAGAGAGCUACAGGCUCAAGCAAAGAACGGUUCGCUUCAAAUGUCCACCGACAAGCCUGUAGUGGAGUUCAGCGGGCCGAACAAGAUGAUGGUAGUGAAUUUUAACCCGCGGCUGGUGUGGGCCGAGCUGGAGGGUCGCGCGCUCGCCGCGCUCGGACUCGCGCCGCCCGCCGCCCUCCCCGCGCCGCCCGCAGCCCCCGCCGCCCUCGCGCACGCGCGCGCCCUGCAGCAGGUGGCUUCAUUUCACAAUACGUUGGGCGAACGAAUGAUUCCCUCCACUAAACCCAUGAUGCUGCAAGCGGCUCUGGACCUGUCUGCAAUAGUGCAAGACCAGAAAACCGUGUACUGGGACGACGUUGAACAAUUGGCGAACUACACCGAAAAACUUAAGAAGAUGGUCUUGAAGCUGGAAGGGCAGAACACUUAUUUGACUAGUCAACAUAUGGCCAUCAAAGAAAUAGUUAUGAAACUAAUCAACACCGAAUUAUUGGCAAAACUGUCUGAAUGGAAGAAAGGGGUCAAAGACAUACGUAGUAUCAUAGAAACGGUAGAAGGGAACGGUUAUAGAAACACUGAACUUUGGAGAUCACAUUGGGACUGGCAACUGUAUAAAGCCUUGGAGUGCCAAUAUAUAAAGACGUUGCUCUCACUAGAUAAACACUUUGCGCAUAUUAAAGUUGACUUGGUCUUACGAGGGCAUAAGAUACGAGUACAGCCGCCCAUCGAGGAAAUACGCGUCCAACAUUACCAUCAACUGCGGCGUCUCGUGUCGUUGCCGGCGCAGUUCGUCGGCGUACAGAAUAACAUCACCGAGGGACAAUCCAUAUUCGCCGAUAUCGUAGAUAAACAUAGCUGGCUGGGGAACAAAGCCGUGAAGAAACUGGAGCAGGUGUUGUCGUCGUUGGAGCAGUGCGGGCGGCAGUGGACGCGGCGCGCGGCGCUGGCGUGCGUGCCCGACCUGCGCGCGCUGUGCACGCACUCGCUCGCCGAGCCCGAGCACUGGGAGCUCAACUUCAAAGCCUGCAAGGCCUAUGGACAAGCCAUUGCCAAGAUGACCUUUGACGACGAGAAAAUCGAAUGGUUGUCGGUGGGCACGGCGACCUUGCGGCGGGAGUUUGAAGCGCAGGCGCGCACCUUGUGGGCUUGUCUGAUAUCGUCCCUUCAAACUAGCUGUCGUACUGAUGCCUCGGAAGUCGAUGCUUUCGUUGCCAACGUCACUGUCAUAUUGAACAAUAAAACGCUACCAAACAACUCUAAAGAGUUGACCGAACUGAGUGCGAAACAGCAAGCCUUGCAAGAAAAAAUGCCCGAGAUGGAGAAGAUAGUUGCAGCUCUCAAAAAGAAAGGGAACAUGCUGCGGACGUGGGGCGGUGAUACGUCAAUUGACGGGACUAUAAAGGAGUGGCAGAAGACGCGAGAGCUAAUGCUCAAUCAUCAACAAAUGUUUGAAAAUCAGGCUGAAAUUGUAAAGGCCAGCUUGAAUGGUGAAUGGGAAAACUUGAACACAAGCGUGGAAGCGUUUGUCUCCCGUUGGACACAAUCCAAGGCACGCUUAGACGCGGCACACGGUGUACACUACGAAGAAAUGGUCGACCGAUGUCGCACUGUUUUUGAUGCUAUUACUAGUUGGAAAAAGUUUAUCACCGAUAGAGAAGAACUCGUGAAAGAGUGCGAAAAAUUCAAUAUGAAAACAGAUAUUGCUGACGUCUGGCAACAGGGUGACAAAUUGUUUGAAAACUACGAGACACUAUGGACUGUUUUUGAAAAAUUCAAUGAAGAAUACGAGUCAAUUGCCGAACAAAGCUGGAUAGUAUUUCAGAAGAAAUUACAUUUACUCGACGAGUUUACGAUGAAAUGGAGCACGCGCUUGGAGCCAUACACCGUCGUUACAUUGUUCAUACAACAAGAACUUGAUAGAUAUUCGGAUAUAACACCUCUGUUGAAAUAUCUACGUGGUAAUGAUUUCACGGACCGUCAUUGGCGCGAAGUAUUCAAUUUACUGGAGAUGGAGUACAAGAAAUCUGAUACGUUGAAACUUAAAGACUUCCUCAUUGCCGCUUCGAAUAUUAAGAAACAUAUAAAAGAGUUGCAGAAAAUUUGCACGACAGCUACGAGCGAAUCAGCUAUUCGAAGCGCUUUAAAUGAACUAGAGAUUUGGUACGCCGGAGCUCGGCUGUCUAUCAUAUAUUAUAGUGACAAAACAAAACGACCCACACCUAUUGUUAAAGACUUCAAGGAGAUAAUGAAUAAGGUGGAAGAACAGCAGUGGAUAGUAUGUUCCGUGAGCGGUGGCGGCAGUCCCGAGGCGUGUGGUCCGUGGGAGGCGCGGCUGCGGGCCGCACACGACGUGCUCCGUGCCACGCACCACGCACAGCGCAGGUAG
Bombyx mandarina (wild silkworm) is the source of this 3998-nucleotide messenger RNA. It is a transcript of the gene btv, whose product is annotated as dynein cytoplasmic heavy chain beethoven. The record is from RefSeq and is a predicted model, not a curated record. Gene Ontology annotation, molecular function: dynein light intermediate chain binding; ATP binding; dynein intermediate chain binding. Gene Ontology annotation, cellular component: dynein complex. Gene Ontology annotation, biological process: microtubule-based movement. Lineage: Eukaryota; Metazoa; Arthropoda; Insecta; Lepidoptera; Bombycidae.